Molecule: messenger RNA, 3996 nt
Organism: Paramormyrops kingsleyae
Lineage: Eukaryota; Metazoa; Chordata; Actinopteri; Osteoglossiformes; Mormyridae
Gene: znf16l
Product: zinc finger protein 16 like
Biological process (GO): regulation of transcription by RNA polymerase II
Cellular component (GO): nucleus
Molecular function (GO): DNA-binding transcription factor activity, RNA polymerase II-specific
Source: RefSeq, a predicted model, not a curated record
UACCCAGGGUUCAGGAAAGGCACUAUAUAAAUAAUCAAGAAACAAUUCGGAGCUCUGGAAGAAAAGUAAUUUACAUGCCCAAUUUAAUCAAAAUCAAAGACUGUCAUGCAAAAACUUUUUUGGAAACUAAAAUGGAAUGACCCAUCUGUUUUUUUUCUUUAUCUUUUACAUAAAUUAACAUUAAUGCCAGAACUUAGCUCACUUACAUAUAAAGGCUGGGGAAUAUCUUCAUGUAAGUAUUUAUGAUGAAUCCAACUUAAAUUAACUAUGUAAAUCAACCUUUUAAAUAAUCAUGUAAUAAAUCUGCCCCCUGAGAUGUGAAGAAUGUUCGUGGAGGGCGAGAGAGAUGGCGCUACAUUACAGAGGCAUCACUUUCUUUUUGCGGCCAGUUGUACAAAGACUCUGUGGUACCUGCACAGUCCUGCAUUGUAUCAACACAAGUUCCAAAACAGUAGGAGCUUUCACGGCCAUGAGUCGAAAGAGGGGCUACAGCUUCGCGGAAGUUGCCCUUUCCCCCGAUUCCCAAAACGCCUUUAUGAACAUGAUGGCUCCCCGUCCCCAGGCCGACGACGACGGCGCCGCCGUGGAGAACGAUGAGGAGCUGCUGAACUCGGUCAGCGAGAUCACAGAGCAUCUCGGCAGGAACAUCUCGGUGGUGCUGGAGACGGCGCUGUCCGAGAUCAGGAAGAUGGUCAGCGUCAGGAUACGGGUGCUCAAAAUGGAGCUCCGCGAGAAAUCGGACGAGAUCGAAGCGCUAAAGGCGAGACUGGAGGCGGCUGAGAGGGACGGCAGGGAUCCGCCUCCCUUUCGGAAAUCCGAUUUCCAUCCGGGUGCCAAAUAUACUAACAAUGACCCAAAGAAAACGAAAGCAGGUGCCCCUGGCAUCAAAAAGGAGAACAUCGAUGCCAUCUGUAACUAUUUAAUGAAAGAUAAAAACUCCCGAAGCGGCGCUGAAUUGGAGAUCGAGCAGAGCAAUGUGCCACCGCCGGCCAGCGACCGGGAGCCGCAGCCGCACGGCUCCGUCAGUCUGUGGACAGACGAGGAGCCGGGAGAAGGCGAGACCGACUCGGCAUCCGAGGAUAUAUUUAACAUGCUGCCUUCGGGAAGCAAGCGCAUUUAUGACUACGAGUGGAUGUCAGGAGUGGAGUACGCGGCUGAGCUGAAAGGUGUGAGGGAGCCAAAAUGUGAAAGUGGCACACCUGUAAAUGAGGGUGACAUGGAGGAACGGGACUCGGAUGGGGGGAGGCGUGCUCUGAGCCAGCCCCAUGGUCCUGCGGCCCACUCACACACCUCGGAUUUCCCUGCCGAAAGCCAGGGUUCCCCUGAAGUGGAGGGAACGGGUGAUGUGGACGAGCGCAUGGACAGGAUAGACACAGGUCAGCAGUUUCCUGCUCAUACUUACCUCUGCCCUCUCUGUGGAACCUUCUGUCCUGAUGCCUUGUUUCUGGAGGAGCACUUGAAGUUGAUGCACGUGGACAGCAACACCCAGGCGUUACCGUCUGCAUCCAGCUCGUCUGCAUCGCUGGGUGAGGCCAGUGUGGGCCCCCGGAAAGGCGAAGGGGAGGAGAGAACAGCAGCAAGGGCUGCUCGAGAGAAGAAGGGGGCGGGGGGCUACGAAUGUGCCGACUGUGGCCGGCACUUCAACUAUUUGGGCAACUUGCGGCAACACCAACGCAUCCAUACAGGGGAGAAGCCGUUCAUUUGCCCUGAGUGCGGAGAGCGCUUCCGCCACGCUGCCCGCCUCAAGAGCCACAGGCUGGGCCACAGUGGUGCACAGAGCCCCUUCCCCUGCCCUCAGUGUGGCAAGGGCUUCCCAGUGCUGUCUGGCCUGAAGCGCCACCAGCGGGUGCACACUGGGGAGAGCCCCUACGCCUGCCCGCAGUGUGGCCGGCGCUUUAAGGAGCUGGGCAACCUGUACACCCACCAGCGCAUCCACAGCGGGGCCACGCCCUACUGCUGCCAGCAGUGCGGACGCAGCUUCCGGCACCUGGGCACUUACAAGAGCCACCGCUGUACUCCCACCCAGUGACGUCUGCUCACUGCGAGUACCUGACGUGGGGAGUCUGCCGGUGGCCAGUGGACAGUUGGUAGGUCCUUUAACUGGAGGGAGCAGCUGGCUGUCACCGGAAACAGUGUUUUCUUUGGUGGAAACUGGAAUCAGUUCAAAUCACUUCCAUCAUCCAUACAUUUGUAAGCAUUUUGGCCAAGUGGUACACAGCUCAUUGAAAUAUUAUACAUAAGGGAAAAAGGGAGAUGAGAUGUGAGAGGGCAGCUGGGAGCAGUCACUGGAUUCUUAUGUACGGUUUUAUCUGAAUCUGCCAUUUUUUAUUUUUUUUUGGGAAUGGUCUGAAUGUUUCUCCUGAAUUUCUGUAAUUAACCUCAUGUAUGGCUCAAUAUCAAUUGACAUAUAAGGUAGCAAAGCGGUUUUGAUCAGCAGAAUUUGUUUACAUUUUUCCAGUGAUUUCUUCACCUCUUCCUAGGUUUUACUUGUUAAAAUCCUCAUAGGUAGAGGCUCAUUGGGAUGCAUCCGUUAAACUGAGCUGUUCUCUCUCUGAAGAUCUGAGUUACAUUUACAAUUCAGUUACUGUUCUGUAAACUGCACUUUGACCUCUAUUUUUCUGGUGAUGGCCCUUCCAUCACGUUAUCUAAAAAUAGUGGGUAGAAACCAGUGGAAACCAUGUACCUACUACGAAGAAAGAGUUCAUGCCGGUGAGCUCUUUGAUGUUGCAAUGUCACUGUUAAGCUUCAGUGUAAUGUGCAUGAGCUGCUGUUUUAAUAAGCCUUAGUGUAGCUGCACACACAUGCAUGUUGUUAACACUCUUGGAUUUGGUUUUCCCUCUAACAAGGUCAUAUUACUCUUACAUUUCACACAAAUGAGGAUACUCCUGGUAAAAAUGGACUAAAUCCUAUGACCUUGGUCAGUAAUAAUCCACAUUCACACUGUCUGGUUCCCUUGCACAUGAUGAGCACUCUCUAAACCAGGGGUAGCUAAUCUUGUCUGCAAAGGGCGGGUAUCUAUGCAGGUUUUUGGGAUAACCUUUAAGUCAGCUGUUCAAACCCAGGUGUGAGAACUCUUCAGCCAAUCAGUCCUCUAAUUAGUAAUCUAAUUAGGGAGUUGCAGCAAAACCUGCAUGCGCAAUGGCCCCUUCUGGAUAAGAUUGACCACCCUUGCUUUAUGCCAAUGCAUUUUUACUGUUUUAUUCCUAUAUACAGUUCAAGUGUCAUGAAAAAUAUGCUACCAAAUUAGUCUAUGUAGCUGCCUCCUCCCAGUGGACAAAUUGAGUUAUUGCAACAUUUAGGUGUUAUAACAGGGGUCUCCAACUCCAGUCCUGGAGAGCUACUAUCCAGUAGGUUUUCUAUCCUACCUGGCUUCUGAUGAGCUACACCUGCUCCUGGUAUUUACCUGAGAACAGGUGUGGCUCAUCAGAAGCCGGGUAGGAUAGAAAACCUACUGGACGGUAGCUCUCCAGGACCGGAGUUGGAGACCCCUGUGUUAUAAGAAUAGGACCCGGAGACUGGAAUACCUGCCUAAUGGAAUAAUACCAGAUUGUUAUUUCAAGCAAUAUCACAGUCAGAUUUGCAAGCUACACUGUGUUUUGUUCUGUGUAUCUGACUUACACAAAAAUUCUGGUGAGUUACAGUCAAAAUGUUUUUUCUUCAGUUGAAUUUGCUCUCCUUUUUGAUAUGGGGUCAGAAUAUGGAGACUAUAAAAACAUUAAGGCCCAUUUUCAAAGCUAACUCCUCUUUCAUAUUGUUUUUAUAAAUUGGUGCCGUCAGCUAGUAAAUGUGAUGUGUUUGUUCAUGGUCAUUUGACAUAAAUUUUUCUGUUUAAGGUCAAAAACUGAGAAGUGAGAAUGAUCUCAAUUCAAAUGACAUUUCAGGAUGAUUCUUCAGUCAGCUUUGUGUGACGUUCUGAAAAGAAUCACUGGUAAAAGUGGUGGAUGUGACAUGCUAAUAAGUGACAUGCUAUGAUGCUAAUAAACAAAAUGCUGCGUA